Messenger RNA from Phragmites australis (common reed), 3453 nucleotides. Its product is annotated as L-arabinokinase-like. Lineage: Eukaryota; Viridiplantae; Streptophyta; Magnoliopsida; Poales; Poaceae. Bases 215 to 3193 code for a protein of 992 amino acids. Gene Ontology annotation, molecular function: ATP binding. The transcript has 28 exons. The record is from RefSeq and is a predicted model, not a curated record.
GUCACAGUUGCACGCAAAUGGCAACGAUCCGUCACAUCACACUCGCAUCGCAACUGAAACGGCGGCGAAAUCGGAUAGGACCGAACGCCCACGCCUCCCCAGGACCAGGAGCAGGCGAAUUAAAACAGAGUAAGAGUCCCACUCCCCCCAAGUCGCGGCGAGCAGUUGAGCCGAGACGGAGUGAUCGCUCGAUCAGUGGCGUGUGGAGCGGAGGAUGAGGGUUCGGGAUGGCGACGGCGAGCAGGAGGAGGCGGCGGCGACCGCGCCGCAGCAGCACCUCGUCUUCGCCUAUUACAUCACCGGCCACGGCUUCGGCCACGCCACCCGCGCCCUCGAGGUGGUGAGGCACCUGAUCGCCGCGGGGCACGACGUGCACGUGGUCACCGCCGCGCCGGAGUUCGUCUUCACCACCGAGAUCACCUCCCCACGCCUCCACAUCCGCAAGGUCCUGCUCGACUGCGGCGCCGUCCAGGCCGACGCCCUCACGGUCGACCGCCUCGCCUCCCUCGAGAAGUAUCACCAGACGGCCGUGGUGCCCCGGGAGUCGAUCCUCAAGACCGAAGUGGAGUGGCUCGACUCGAUCAAGGCCGACCUAGUGGUUUCAGAUGUUGUCCCCGUGGCGUGUAGGGCGGCUGCAGAUGCUGGCAUUCGAUCCGUGUGCAUCACGAAUUUCAGCUGGGACUUCAUUUAUGCAGAGUAUGUUGUAGCAGCUGGACACCCUCAUCGAUCAAUUGUGUGGCAGAUAGCAGAGGAUUACUCACAUUGUGAAUUCUUGCUCCGACUCCCUGGAUACUGUCCUAUGCCCGCUUUCCGUGAUGUCAUUGAUGUUCCUCUUGUGGUCAGGAGAUUGCACAAAUCUAGAUCCGAGGUGAGAAAGGAACUGGGAAUUGCAGAUGAUGUUAAGGUGGUCAUUUUCAACUUUGGAGGACAGCCUGCAGGAUGGGAACUGAAGAAAGAGUGGUUGCCUGAUGGUUGGCUCUGUUUGGUAUGUGGUGCAUCUGAUACUAAAGAACUUCCUCCAAAUUUCAUUAAGCUUGCAAAGGAUGCCUACACACCUGAUUUAAUGGCAGCAUCUGACUGCAUGCUUGGGAAAAUUGGAUAUGGCACCGUGAGUGAGGCUAUGGCUUACAAGCUGCCAUUUGUAUUUGUUCGUAGAGAUUAUUUCAAUGAAGAACCAUUUUUGCGGAAUAUGCUUGAGCACUAUCAAUGUGGCAUUGAGAUGAUACGGAGAGAUUUACUUACUGGACAUUGGAAACCUUAUCUCCUGCGUGCUAUAACACUUCAGCCCUGCUAUGAUGGCCCCAUAAAUGGUGGCAAGGUGGCUGCACAUAUCCUCCAGGAUACUGCUGUCGGGAAGAAGUAUAUUUCCGGUAAGUUAAGCGGAGCAAGACGAUUGCGUGAUGCCAUAGUGCUAGGAUAUCAACUACAAAGGGCGCCAGGGAGAGAUGUAGGAAUUCCUGACUGGUAUUCUCUCUCUGAGAAAGAAAUUGGUGUUCGUCCAACACCCACAUCUCAUGAUAUGAAUGGAAGUGCAGAAUCAUCUUUUGAGGACUUCGAGAUACUCCACGGUGAUAUGCAAGGAUUAACUGAUACCAUGUCCUUUUUGAAGAGUUUAUCAGGACUUGUUGGAAAUGAUCCAAGGAGCCCUGAGAAGCAACCUCGCGAGAGGGCCGCUGCUUCUGUGCUCUUUGACUGGGAGGAGGAAAUAUAUGUUGCAAGAGCACCUGGACGGUUAGAUGUCAUGGGUGGUAUUGCAGAUUAUUCAGGUAGUCUUGUACUGCAGAUGCCCAUUCGAGAGGCAUGCCAUGUUGCUGUUCAGAGAAGUGAUCCUAUCAAGCAGAAGCAAUGGAAGCAUACACAGGCUAGACAAGUAGCAAAUGGAGGAGCAAUGCCAGUGUUACAAAUUGUAUCAUUUGGUUCUGAAUUAAGUAACCGUGCACCAACUUUCGACAUGGACCUGUCUGAUUUUAUUUAUGGUGACAAACCAAUAUCCUAUGAUAAUGCCAAAGAAUAUUUUUCUCUGGACCCCUCCCAAAAAUGGGCUGCCUAUGUUGCUGGAACUGUUCUUGUGUUGAUGACUGAGCUAGGGGUGCGCUUCACAGACAGCAUGAGCAUUUUGGUUUCUUCGUCUGUCCCUGAAGGCAAAGGUGUCUCCUCUUCUGCAUCAGUGGAAGUAGCAACAAUGUCUGCUAUCGCUGCUGCAUAUGGUUUAAAUAUUGAUCCAAGAGACCUUGCUUUACUCUGUCAGAAGGUUGAGAACUGUGUUGUUGGCGCUCCUUGUGGGGUGAUGGACCAAAUGACAUCAGCUUGUGGAGAAGCUAACAAACUCCUUGCAAUGGUUUGCCAGCCUGCAGAAGUGAAAGAGCUGGUUAGCAUUCCAACUCAUAUACGAUUUUGGGGUCUUGACUCUGGGAUACGACAUAGUGUUGGUGGCACUGAUUACGGGUCUGUAAGAGUAGGCACAUACAUGGGCCGCCAGAUGAUCAAGUGUGCUGCAUCUGACCUACUUUCAGAAUCAUUGCCCUUAUGUGUACCUAUGCUAUCAGGCGGCACAAAUCCUGACGAAUAUGAAGAACAUGCUGUAGAUCUUAUGAAAUCUGAAGCAUCUAUGGAUUAUUUGUGCAACCUACCACCUCAUAGAUAUGAAGCUGUUUACGCAAAAGGUAUUCCGGAGAUCAUAACUGGGGAUGCAUUUUUGGAGAAGUAUGGAGAUCAUAAUGACGCUGUAACAGUAGUUGACCCAAAGCGGUCUUACAGUGUGAAGGCUCCUACUAGACAUCCCGUAUACGAGAAUUUCCGAGUUGAGGCGUUCAAAGCAUUGUUAACAGCAACCAAGACAGACGAGCAACUUUCAGCCCUUGGAGAACUUAUGUACCAGUGCCACUACAGCUACAAUGCUUGCGGGCUUGGUUCUGACGGUACCGAUAGGCUGGUCAAUCUAGUACAAGAAAUCCAGCACAAGAAGACUUCACGGACUGGAGGUCCUAGUCUAUUUGGUGCGAAGAUCACUGGUGGAGGGUCCGGCGGCUCAGUUUGUGUAAUUGGGAAAAAUUGCAUUAGAAGCAGCGAAGAGAUCUUUGAGAUUCAGAGAAGAUACAAAGCAGCUACUGGGUACCUACCUAUUGUUUUCGAGGGCUCAUCUCCAGGCGCCGGCAAGUUUGGAUAUCUGAAGAUUCGACGCCGAUCCAUGUAGCCCUCUGACUGAAUGAAGAAUUCGGCGGUAGCAUAGGUUAUGCGAACAUUUGUCAAGGACCCAAAUACGACGCCUUCAUAUUGAUCGAACCACGCAUAACAUGUUACUAAUAGAAUAAAGAACGAUGUAGCAAUGCCAACAAUAAGAUCUAGUUACGACACUUGGAUGUACACUUGCCUUGGAUCCGUGACUGCCUGUGAUCAAAUGCGAUUCAGUAGUUUAAUUGGCGAUAUCUACUAUAUAAGAUACGAGUUGAUUCU